ACGUGCGUCAGUAUAACCAAACUUCGAAGAAAUGCAACAAAUUUACGUAUUAAUUUAUAUUAUAACGUGGACACAUGGGUCAGUGAAGAUAUACUUUGAAGAUAUGCAACAAUAGUAUUAUUGUCGUAUUUUUUUUUUUUUAAUUUUAAUGAUGAACUCGACUCGCCACAACAGUGUUGGCUUUGCACAAUGGACUCUUGUUUUCUCUAUAAAUGGAAUCAGACAUGUUAUCAUGCAGACAAGCUGAUUUUUACAUAAGUUCAUUCAUUGCUUGUAGACUAAAUUUUUUUAUUUGAGGUUUAGAUAACAUGGGGGUGAAAAGCAGGAUCUUGAUUGUGGGAGGAACAGGGUACUUGGGAAAGAGAUUGGUGAAGGCUAGUUUAGAACAAGGCCAUGAAACAUAUGUUCUGCAUCGCCCUGAGAUUGGAGUUGAUAUUGAAAAGAUACAGUUGUUGUUGUCUUUUAAGGCUCAGGGGGCUCGCCUUGUUUCGGGAUCAUUCGACAAUCAUGAAAGCCUGGUGGAAGCUGUGAAGCUGGUGGAUGUUGUGAUCUGUGCUAUUUCCGGGGUUCAUAUUCGAAGCCAUCAGAUUUUGCUGCAGCUCAAGCUUGUUGAGGCUAUGAUUGAAGCUGGGAAUGUUAAGAAAUUUUAUCCGUCGGAGUUUGGGACAGAUCCAGCAACAAUGGAAAACUGUAUUGAGCCGGGAAGAAUUACAUUUGAUGACAAGAUGGUGGUGAGAAAAGCUAUUGAAAACGCAGGGAUUCCCUAUACUUACAUCUCUGCCAAUUGCUUCGCCGGAUACUUUGUUGGCGGCCUUUAUCAGCCAGGCCAAAUUCUUCCCUCAAGAGAUUCUGUUCUGUUGUUAGGAGAUGGUAAUCAGAAAGUGAUAUGUGUAGACGAGGAUGACAUAGCGACAUACACGAUCAAGAGCGUGGAUGAUCCACGAGCUCUGAACAAGAGUCUCUACAUCAGGCCACCUCAAAACAUACUCUCUCAGAACGAGGUGAUUCAGUUGUGGGAAAAACAUAUUGGCAAAAAGCUUAAAAAGUCUUCCAUCUCUAAAGAUGAGUUUUUAGCUAUGAAGAAAGAGCAAGAUUAUGCAGAGCAAGUGGGAUUGACUCAUUAUUACCACGUUUGCUACGAAGGAUGCCUUGCAAAUUUUGAGGUAGCAGAUGAUGUGGAGAUGUCGAAGCUCUACCCAGAAGUGAAGUACACGACUGUUGAGGAUUAUCUUAAACGUUAUAUCUAAGCAUGUAUUCGCUUGUUUUCUGGUGAACUAAGUAACAUUUCCUCGAGAUGUCACUUAUGGUGAUUUAUGUAACCGAGUGUGCGGAUGAUAUUUUCGCGAGAUAUAAAUAAAUUAUUACAAAAGUCCUGUUCGCUUACCAA
Messenger RNA from Daucus carota subsp. sativus, 1387 nucleotides. RefSeq names its product bifunctional pinoresinol-lariciresinol reductase 2. The coding region runs from base 309 to 1247 and encodes 312 amino acids. The transcript has 4 exons. Lineage: Eukaryota; Viridiplantae; Streptophyta; Magnoliopsida; Apiales; Apiaceae. The record is from RefSeq and is a predicted model, not a curated record. Gene Ontology annotation, molecular function: oxidoreductase activity.